AUGCAUGUUUUGAAAUUUGUGUUAAAAUUAGAACAGAAGACGCGAAAAUUUCCUGUGCUCGUCUUCAUCCACGGGGACUCCUUUGAGUGGAGUUCUGGCAAUCCGUAUGAUGGUAGAAUGCUGACGUCUUAUGGGAAUGUCAUGGUGAUCACUGUCAACUUCAGGCUUGGGAUAUUGGGUUUUAUGAAACCAAGUUUAACAGAACACGUUUACGGUAAUAACGGACUUCUAGAUCAACUGGCAGCACUUCAGUGGAUCAAAGACAAUAUUGAGGAUAUGAAUGGAGAUCCAACAUCAGUAACCCUGAUGGGACAUGGCACUGGAGCUGCCUGCAUUAAUUUUUUAAUGCUGUCACCAAUAUCUAAUGGUUUAUUUCAUCGCGCAAUACUCAUGUCAGGUUCGGCGCUCUCAGACUGGGCGAUGACAAAAGAUCCGACACCUUACACGUUACAAGUAGCGCAAAGUCUUGGUUGCAGUCCGAAUUCUAAGAAUAUGAUGUCAUGUUUGCAGAGAAAACCGUUAUCCGAGAUAAAGAAGGUGCAGAUUCUGGCGAGAGAAUUCGAGACACCAUUGGGACCGGUAGUCGCUGGAUCGUUUAUACCUAAUGAACCAGCUAAGACUAUGGAAUCAUACCCUAACCUUUUAAGCAAGUAUCAACUGUUAAGCGGGGUAACAGAAUUGGAUCGGUAUCACGAUUUUGGAGUCAUAGAAUUGGAACAUGGAGUAUUAGAGAACCAACGGGAUGACUUCAUAAAAAAAUACGCUAAGAUAAUAUUCGAAGGUGCUGAAAAUGAAGUGCUGAAGACAGUGUUGAAAGAAUAUUCUCCCUCAAAACUAGAUCCUCAAAGAUGGAAUGUAGAAACCAACCGUGAUGUCAUCCUUAACAUGUUUAGUGAUGCUCGAUCAUUGUCUCCGGUUGUCCGUUUCGCUGAUUAUCAGUCGAAAGCCAACAGUCAGUCCUACUUCUAUGUAUUUGGACACAACUCUGUCAGUUCUGAUUAUGCUGCUCUCAAUAAAAGCGUCCAAGGAGAAGAACUGCCAUAUGUUUUCGGGGUUCCACUUGGUCUUACAAACACACAUUUUAGUGUCGACUACACACAACAAGAAAAACUUCUUAGUGAAGUCGUUAUGAAGAUGUGGUCCAACUUUGUCAAAAAUGGGUCUCCAAACAUACAAUCACCUGUGAAAUUCUUCAACCUGGAUAAAAGACAAUGGAGUCUCUACAAUCUUUAUUGGCCUGAAUAUGAUUCCAAACAUCAAACAUAUUUGAGAUUCGAUAUCCCACCGGGACAAGAAGCAGCAUAUAGGUCAAACUUCACUAAGUUCUGGGGAGACAUAUUGCCCAAAAAGAUGAGUGAAUUUAUAGUAGAUCCAUUAUUUGAAUACACGCGUAAAGUACAGACCACACAGCGACCAAAGCAGGUGGUAGCCAAAUCAGUCCACAGGAACACUUAUAAUCCAUCAGAUGACACACAUAGAAUAUCAGCACCACGUGUAGCAGAAACAUCGCAUUAUUCAUCAUCUACAUAUGGUAGAUUGAGGCCUUAUUCGCAGCCUAUACACAGACCGGAUACUAAUUUUAUAUAUAAGGAAAUAAUGUCAAUUGAUAAGCCGCAUUCUAUGCCAUCAGGAUUAAGUGAAACACCUACAGUACAAAGUACCACAGUGAAACCAAAACUCAACAUGCCGGUUAAAACAUCGAGUGCAACCAUUACAUUAAUAGUCUCAUUAGGCAUCCUGUUUUUAGCCGUUAAUUUUGGUAUCUGCUCCAUUUUAUAUUUCAAAAAGCGUAAACUUAGACUUCGGGAACAGACACUAGAUAUUUCUCGUCAACCACGUGCUGAAAUUGGCGAAGUAGACGUAAUCGGUCAAAAAAGUUCUAAAGAUGAUAAAAGUGCUUUACGUACUUUAAAAAAUAGCUGCAGUGUGAUCAAGUCUAUGAGCUUCAAUAAAUCGAAAAGCAAUUCUAAGAAACAAAAAAAGAAAUCUGAAGUCUGUAAAACUCCAAAAUCAGAUGACUCAGGAGGUUUUAGAGAAAGAUUUCAAUUAAGAAGACACUUAUCGACAAGUACACUGGAUGCUCAUACAAAAGUAAGGGAUUGGAUCGCAAAUGAAGUUAUGCAUCGAUGUUCCCCAGGCAUUCUUAGACAGUCAAAUUCUGAUUUGAACGAAAAAAGUAUCACAGUAGCUAAACCGUUUACAAGAUCCGAAGAAUUACUUUCAGACUCAAAGAGAAAAAAAGAUGAAUUGAAAAUGAACGAUAGCGUCAACUCUAAAAGCUUAACAUCUAAAAGUCAUAGUAAAACUAAAACUUCAGAAAAAACUACUUCAACCUCGGCUCUUGGUUCACAUUCAUCUAUAAGUAGCACUACUAAGCGGUCACUUAAUGAUAUUAAAAAAAAUAGUAAAUCUAUUGACUCUAUAAAAAGUAAAGACACGGAAAGUCUUAAAUCUAAAAAGGUGUCUGUAGCUAUUGAUGCUACGCCUGCUGCCCGCACUAAUUCUAUACUAAACCAAGACCCAAUUAAAAUCGUGAAAUCAUGCGAUUCCAGCGAUCAAAUACAUUCCAAUUCCAAUAUCGUGAAUAAACUUAAUGGGAACGACUCUAAGACCGUUAUUAAAAAUAAUAAAGAAGAAGAAACAUUUACAAAUAUCAUCACUCUAUCAGUGACACAAAAGCCUUUGAUAAUUUCUCAUAAACAUUCUUCAUCUGAUCCUGUAACAGACAUUAACUAUGAAAAAUUAAUAGAAAAAAUGGAAUAUGGAAAUAUUGCAAAUAUUUUACCACCAGUUACGUUUCGAAAUGAUAUUAACGUGACGUCAAGAGAAGAAAACUCGAGCAACCCUAUGACUGCUGAACAGGCCUUGCAGCACAUGAAGAAUAGAAACUUUCCAAAAGUACUACCUGACUUGCCGAAAGCACAAAAACGAUUGUCGCUACAGCCUAACUCAUUACAAACCUUUCGUGGUUAUUCUAUGGAGAGUCAAACUGAUCGUCCUCGAGUUCCACCACAGCCACCUCCAAGAACCACAACAUUGGAAAGGCGUCUUGCUUAUACAAGUACUAAGCCUUUAUCUUCUUUUGACGUUUCACAAGUUAAGAAAAUCAAUGAAGAUGUUGUACCAAAAGAUUAUGAAAAUAUAGACAACUUGUCGUCUUACCAUAAUAUUCAACAAAAUGUCUUAAACAACAAAAAUAAAUUUAUCCACACAGAUUCAACCAUCACGAUGCCAAAGGAAAGAGUUCCAAGAGUAAUAAUAGCUUCAAGUGACAUUCCAUCCAUACAAGAUCCAAAAAUAGUUAUAACUCCAUCUCCUAGUCAGAUUGAAAUACCGAUAAAUGGUCCAAGGGUACGCUUGCCCGAUGAUUUUCAUUCAAGGCAAGGAUCACUAACAUCAUUUUCUUCAUUUUACUCUGAUGAUGACGACGAUGAAGAUGAUAAUGAUGAGACUUUUGAAGAUUUUGAAAAUGAACUCAUCAAAGAAUUAGUUGGAGGUGUUGACUCGCCAACAAAUAUGCUUGAUUCAAAAGGGCCUGAAACAAUUUUUGAAAAAAAAUUAGAAAUUGUACCCGUUAAGAUUAAUCAUGGGAAUAUUCCUUCCAAGAUAAAAGAUGAAAGAGACUUUGUAUGUUUUAGCAACUUGCUGUUACCAGACGUAAGUGAUUUAGAAAAAACAGCACAAAUCAAGCCGAAUCUAAGUUUAAAUAAACUUCAGCAUCGCACUGAAAGUAUUAACAAACCACCAGAAAAGGCCGUUAAAGUGAAACAGAGAAAAAGUAUGAGAACACCUUCCAUUUUAAAUAGACACGCAAAGAGUAAAAGGGGUAGUGAUAGAAGUAACAAUGAUUCUAUAAAGCUGGAACAUUCUACUUCUGGUUCAUCUAAUGAUACUGAAACGAGUACAGGAACUGUAAAGAGAGUUGAGUUGAAGAAAGAGUGA
Arctia plantaginis is the source of this 3942-nucleotide messenger RNA. The record is from the annotation of a GenBank genome assembly. Lineage: Eukaryota; Metazoa; Arthropoda; Insecta; Lepidoptera; Erebidae.